AUGGGGAUCCAAGGUUUGCUCCAGUUUAUCAAAGAGGCAGCUGAACCUACUCAUGUAAAGAAGUACAAAGGACAAGUAGUUGCUGUAGACACUUACUGCUGGCUGCACAAAGGGGCCUAUGCAUGUGCAGAAAAACUAGCAAAAGGAGAAGCCACAAACCAAUACGUAGUUUAUUGCAUGAAACUUGUUGAUAUGCUUUUAUCAUUUGAAGUUAAACCAAUUCUGGUAUUUGAUGGAUGCACUCUGCCUUCAAAAAAGGAAGUUGAAAAAACAAGAAGGGAAAAACGACAAACAAAUCUCCUAAAAGGGAAACAGCUGCUCCGUGAAGGGAAAUUAUCAGAAGCAAGAGAAUGCUUUGCUCGCAGCAUUAAUGUUACACACGCAAUGGCUUGUGAAGUGAUUAAAGCUGCUCGAGCCCAAGGAAUAGAUUGUCUUGUUGCACCUUAUGAAGCUGAUGCUCAGUUAGCUUAUCUGAACAAAGCUGGCAUGGUUCAAGCUAUAAUUACGGAGGAUUCUGAUCUCCUUGCUUUUGGAUGCAAAAAGGUGUUCCUUAAAAUUGACAAGUUUGGAAAUGGCUUAGAAAUUGAUCAAGCUCGCCUCGGAAUGUGCAAACAGCUUGGGGAUGUCUUUACAGAAGAAAAAUUCCGUUACAUGUGUAUUCUUUCAGGUUGUGACUACCUUCCAUCCAUUCAUGGUAUUGGCUUAGGCAAGUCUUGCAAGCUGUUAAAGAUAGCCAAUAACCCAGAUAUUAUAAAGGUCAUUGGAAAAAUGGGACAGUAUUUGAAAAUGAACAUUUCAGUAUCCGAAGAAUACAUACAAGGAUUUAUUCGUGCUAAUAAUACUUUCCUCUAUCAGUUGGUUUUUGACCCAGUCAGAAGGAAACUUGUUCCUUUGAAUGCUUAUAAAGAUGAUGUUGAUCCAGAAACUCUAGUUUAUGCUGGAAAAUACUUUGAUGAUGGGACUGCUUUUCAAAUUGCACUUGGAAAUAAAGAUAUUUUCACAAUGGAGCAAAUUGAUGACUACGAUCCUGAUGUGUCACCGUCUGUACUACCAAGAAGCCGCAGCUGGGAUGUCAGUUACACUCAUGAGAAGUCAUCCUAUUUAAAGAGUAUUUGGAACCAGGACUACAAACCCUGUUUUACUGCAAAAAUUGUCACAAAUUCAACACCUUUGCUAGAGAAAUCCACAACCCGAGGACUUGAGCGGCUAAUUAAUUUAAAAGGACUCAAACUUCCCAGCAAAAUGCUAGUGGCAAAAAGACCGAGGCAUGAAGAAGCAUCAGAAGAAGAACUGUUAAGCCAGUAUUUUUCAAACUCAAAAAAAACCAAAACAGAAAAACUUGAUGAGAACCAGCAACUUUUUAGUGGAACAUCUGCAGUCUGUGCUUCCCAGGACGCAUGCAAAAAUAAGGACAAUUCUUGUGUUCAGCCCAGGCGUAGAAAUAAAUUUGCCACUAUUUUUCAGAAGGAGACUGAAAAUAGUGGUGCCGUGAUUGUUCCAGGAACCAGAAGCAGGUUUUUCUGCAACAUUGGAGAUUUGCCUGAGACUAUAUCAAAGAAUAAAACUGACCAGCCACUACAGGACAACGAGGCUGAUACUCCAGCUAAGGAAAUAAACAAAUUAACAGAACACCACAGUCUCUGUUCAUCGGAAACUGGUGAACUAGAACAAAUCUCAUCAACACCUGGGGUAGGACAGUCCAGCUGUUUCACUUGGUCUAAAAGCUUUGCAGAGAAAUCUUUGACUCCUAGCUUAUCACAAAGCAUAGCACUGCUAAAGCAGUAUCAAAGACCCAGUAAAGACACCGGUAAAGACUAUAGUGUAACUGGCUCACCAAGAACCUCACCAGCAAAUAAAGAGUCUGAUGAAGAGACAUCACUUUUAAAAGAACCACGGUGUUCCUCAAAAGAGAAUAUUGACAAGCUGUUGCAAAGCAAGGUGGAUACUUCAGAAAAAUCCCCAGUGGCCAAGAAAAAUGCUACUCCUGCCAAAGAAUCUGACAGCAGUCCAGAACCAAAUGAUAAUCUGAAUUCUCAGAUCCUUCCAGUUUCAGAAUGUAGUGAUAAUAAGAGCACAGUUUCCAAAAAUAUGAUUCCUGCAUUAUGUCGAACCAAUUCUCUAAAAUCUCCUAUGGUGGCAAAACAUAAAUUACUGAUACCUGCCAAAGUUAGUGGCUUAAGCAAGAAAAUAACAAGUAUAAAGAAAAAACAAGAUGCUGAAAACAAGUCAGGACUGCAGGUGAAAAUUAAUGAUCUCUGGAAGAGCUUCCAGUUCAAAAGACAAUCAGAAAUACUACCUUCCUGUAGAAAAUCAAAACCAUUGUCUCCAAUUAAAGAUAACAAUAACCAACUCCCUCCAGACACAUGUGAUGAAACUUUUGAUAAGUGCAAUGGAAAAUAUUACAGUGAAGUGGUACUGCAGAUCUGAGCAAUUCUGUAAUCCCUGUAUAAUUUCUGCAUGGUUUUAGAAUAUUUCUG
Molecule: messenger RNA, 2477 nt
Organism: Notechis scutatus (mainland tiger snake)
Lineage: Eukaryota; Metazoa; Chordata; Lepidosauria; Squamata; Elapidae
Gene: EXO1
Product: exonuclease 1
Biological process (GO): mismatch repair; DNA recombination
Cellular component (GO): nucleus
Molecular function (GO): metal ion binding; 5'-3' DNA exonuclease activity; DNA binding
Source: RefSeq, a predicted model, not a curated record